UUGUUGUUUUGCAACAAAGUAGUAGUAAGACGUUACAAAGCCAGCUUUUGCUUUUAUAAAUAGCAGACUCCCAAGCAGCACACUGUGUCUUGCAGGUGGCACAUUGCUUCCUCGUUGGUUGGCUUGUUUUCCCUUUUCCUUUUCACACACUCCAACAUGGCUCUCUCCCUUUCCCUCACUACCAUUCUCCUUUCCCUUUUCUCUUUUUUCCUUCUCCACACCCAUGCCAACCCAUUCCGUUCCAUUCACCACCACAACCACCCUCACUUCGCCACCCACAACUACAGAGACGCUCUCACCAAGUCCAUUCUCUUUUUCCAAGGCCAGAGAUCAGGGAAACUCCCUUCUAACCAGAGAAUCUCUUGGAGAAGAGACUCUGGUCUCUCUGAUGGCUCAGCAUUGCAUGUUGAUUUGGUUGGAGGGUACUAUGAUGCUGGUGACAAUGUUAAGUUUGGUUUUCCUAUGGCUUUUACUACCACCAUGCUUUCAUGGAGUGUUAUUGAGUUUGGUGGGUUGAUGAAAAGCGAGUUGCCGAAUGCUAAAGAAGCUGUUCGUUGGGCUACUGAUUAUCUUCUUAAAGCCACUGCACAUCCAAACAUCAUUUAUGUUCAGGUUGGAGAUGCUAAAAAGGACCAUGCUUGUUGGGAGAGACCAGAGGACAUGGACACUCCAAGAAGUGUUUUUAAGGUUGAUGCUAACGCACCUGGCUCUGAAGUUGCUGCGGAAACUGCUGCAGCAUUGGCAGCGGCUUCUCUUGUUUUCAGAAGAAGUGAUCCAACAUAUGCCAAGAUUUUAGUAAGAAGGGCUAUCAGGGUUUUUCAGUUUGCUGAUAAACAUAGAGGAUCUUACAGCAAUGCCUUGAAACCCUUUGUGUGUCCAUUCUAUUGUUCUUACUCAGGUUAUCAGGAUGAGUUGUUGUGGGGUGCUGCUUGGCUCCACAAGGCCACAAAGAAUCCAAUGUAUCUAAAAUACAUUCAAACAAAUGGUCAAAUCCUAGGAGCUGCAGAGUUUGACAACACAUUUGGUUGGGAUAACAAACAUGUUGGAGCAAGGAUACUUCUUUCAAAGGAAUUUCUAGUUCAAAAUGUAAAAUCCCUCCAUGACUACAAGGGCCAUUCAGACAAUUUUGUUUGUUCUUUGAUUCCUGGAGCUGGUUCCUCAUCUGCACAAUAUACCCCAGGUGGACUUUUGUUCAAGAUGAGUGAUAGUAACAUGCAGUAUGUCACAUCCACUACCUUCUUACUGGUCACAUAUGCCAAAUACUUAACCAAAUCACAUUCAGUUGUAAAUUGUGGUGGUACCACUGUAACACCAAAGAGACUCAGAACCUUAGCCAAGAGACAGGUGGAUUAUUUGUUAGGAGAUAACCCAUUGAAGAUGUCAUACAUGGUGGGGUAUGGACCAAGGUAUCCACAAAGGAUACACCACAGAGGAUCAUCACUUCCUUCAAUGGCUGUACACCCGGGAAAGAUCCAGUGUUCCGCAGGGUUUGGUGUAAUGAAUUCAAAAUCACCAAAUCCUAACAUUCUAGUGGGUGCUGUUGUUGGUGGACCAGAUCAGCAUGAUAGGUUUCCAGAUCAACGGUCAGAUUAUGAACAAUCAGAGCCAGCUACUUAUGUUAAUGCGCCACUUGUCGGAACACUGGCUUAUCUUGCACACUCAUUUGGUCAACUUUAACUUGUUUGGGAUAAUCUGAUUAUGAUGAUGUUUUAGUUUUAAAUGUUCACUAAUUUGGUUAGUAGUUAAAAUUAGUUAGAUUUCUUAGGAGAAGCUUUUAACAACUUGUUGCAAUGAGUAAAUUUCAUUGUGACAAUGCUUCCAUAUGUUAUGUUAAUGUUAAGUGGUGUGGCAUAUAUGUUAAGUGAUGAUGUUAAAAAAUUAUCAAGAAUUUCAAUGUUUAAAGCAAAUCUCAACUGUAAAAGUGGUUA
Messenger RNA from Lathyrus oleraceus (garden pea), 1928 nucleotides. RefSeq names its product endoglucanase 17. The coding region runs from base 157 to 1677 and encodes 506 amino acids. Gene Ontology annotation, biological process: carbohydrate metabolic process. Lineage: Eukaryota; Viridiplantae; Streptophyta; Magnoliopsida; Fabales; Fabaceae. The transcript is spliced from 8 exons. The record is from RefSeq and is a predicted model, not a curated record. Gene Ontology annotation, molecular function: hydrolase activity, hydrolyzing O-glycosyl compounds.